Molecule: messenger RNA, 1029 nt
Organism: Chaetomium globosum CBS 148.51
Lineage: Eukaryota; Fungi; Ascomycota; Sordariomycetes; Sordariales; Chaetomiaceae
Exons: 1
Coding region: 1-1029 (342 amino acids)
Biological process (GO): iron-sulfur cluster assembly
Cellular component (GO): cytosol
Molecular function (GO): 4 iron, 4 sulfur cluster binding; ATP-dependent FeS chaperone activity; ATP binding
Source: RefSeq, a predicted model, not a curated record
AUGGGACCAUCUCUAGAAACCCCCGAGCCCGUCGAGGACGUCCUCGCGAACCCGCUCAAGCAGAAACCGCAGCUCGUCGCCCCCGAACCCGAACACUGCCCCGGCCCGGAAUCGGAACAGGCCGGCACCGCCGACUCGUGCGCCGGGUGUCCCAACCAAGCAAUAUGCGCAUCGGCGCCCAAGGGGCCCGACCCGGACCUCCCGGCGAUCACAGCGCGGCUGGCGGGGGUCAAGCACAAGAUCCUGGUGCUCAGCGGCAAGGGCGGGGUGGGCAAGAGCACGCUGACGGCGCAGCUGGCGCAGGCGCUGGCGACGAACCCGGAGGCGACGGUCGGGGUCAUGGACACGGACAUCUGCGGGCCCAGCAUCCCCAAGAUGCUCGGCGUCGAGGCCGAGACCAUCCACGUCAGCGGCAGCGGCUGGUCCCCCGUCUGGGCCGCCGACAACCUCGCCGUCAUGUCCAUCCAGUUCAUGCUGCCCAACCGCGACGACGCCAUCAUCUGGCGCGGACCAAAGAAGAAUGGCCUGAUCAAGCAGUUUCUGAAGGACGUCGAGUGGGGGGAUUUGGACUUUUUGCUGGUGGACACCCCGCCAGGCACGAGCGACGAGCAUCUGAGCGUAAACACGUUUUUGAAGGAGAGCCGGAUCGAGGGUGCCGUUGUGGUCACCACUCCGCAGGAGGUAUCGCUGCUGGACGUGCGGAAGGAGAUUGACUUUUGCCGGAAGGCGGGCAUUCGGAUUCUGGGGUUGGUGGAGAACAUGUCGCUCUUUGUGUGUCCCAAGUGCACGCACGCGACCGAGAUCUUUCAGGCGACGACGGGCGGGGGCCGGGCGCUGGCGGCGGAGAUGGGGAUCCCGUUCCUAGGUGCGGUACCACUGGACCCCCGGCUAGGCAUGGCGUGUGACUAUGGCGAGAGCUUCUUUGACUCGUUCCCGGACAGCCCCGCGUGUCUCGCGCUGAAACAGGUGGUUAGGGGGUUGGCGGGACAGAUUGGCUUGGACCCGAAGGAAGUUGUGCCGGAGGGCUAG